This is a messenger RNA of Lolium perenne, 1065 nucleotides long. RefSeq names its product RING-H2 finger protein ATL39-like. The record is from RefSeq and is a predicted model, not a curated record. NCBI's taxonomy places the organism in Eukaryota, Viridiplantae, Streptophyta, Magnoliopsida, Poales, Poaceae.
AAUGCAAAUCCAGUCCCUCACCCUGCUCUAUCACAAAACUCGUGAAAUCAGCAGGCCGUCCAUAUAAGCAUGGAUGCACCGUACCAGUUCAGGUACAUCAACUCUUAGCUUAAGCCUCACUUCUCUCUAUCAAGUAGCGAGCGAGCUAGCCGAGAACCUGACUGAGAGAUUUACACGUCAGUGAGCAAUUAGGAAGGCAAACUGAGGCAGCUAGCGACGCCAUGGCAACGGCGGCAUCGCAGGAGCAUGAGCACCGGGCAGCGGACAACGGCACGACCGCGCCGUCACCCAGUGCCACCAACAGCUGGGGGCCCUACUCUGGUGCCGGCAACUUCGCUAGCAACAUGGCCGUCAUCCUGGCCGCGCUGCUCGCCGCUCUGGCGCUCGCCGUGGCGCUCACCGCCGCUGUCAGGUACCUGCUCCGCCUCCGCCGACGCGGCCGCGCUGGCGUAGCGGUAGGGGACCCGGAGAAGCCCCUUUCCGCGGAGGUGACAUCGCCGCCACCGUCUCUGGUGUACUCGGCGGCGGGGACCAAGCUGGCAGGCGCGGCCGAGUGCGCGAUAUGCCUGGCCGAGUUCGUAGACGGGGACGCCGUGCGCGUCAUGCCGGCCUGCGGCCACGGCUUCCACGCGCGCUGCAUCGAGCGGUGGCUAGCCGGAGGCCUGCGGUCGUCAUGCCCGACGUGCCGCGCGCCGGCUGCGACGCCGCAAACCGAUGGGGCUGCAGAGAUCGCCGCGUCUUGAUGCCAAGUUACAUGCAAGUUUCCCUCUCUGCUAUCCGAAGUUAUCUCCAUCUAUCUAUGUGUAGCAAUUUCAAUGGGAUCGGGAUUUCGAACUGGAUUGUAGAUGAUUCAUGUAAUUGUUGCUCAGUUGGCCCUCUGUUGCAUCAUUUGCAAAUUGCAAGCAACCAUUACCCUGGACCAUGUCAAUCCAGUUUGGAUUAAUCUUAGAAUAGUUCAAUGUUGUGGCUCUGUUUAGUACCUGCCGGGGGGAAAAGUUGUAUCGCAGUACGUUCUUUGCAUUAAGGUAUUAUCAUAUAGGGAAUGUAUCUAAAUUUAAAUGUAUC